AUGUCAGGUUCAGGAAUAUCUAAAGACACCAUGGACGCGACAGAUGUGAUGUUUCACUUGGAUGGAGUGGCACAUUCCAUACCAUUGCCUUUAUUCCCACCCGAGGAUCUAAACUCUCGUGUCUCUGAGCUUCUUCGUGCUACACGAUCUUUCCUUGAUAUCGACCUUGACUGGAUAUCCUCUAAUAUCGAGGAUCUCCAACAACAGAUCUCGGUAUACGACACCUUGUUAGACCGCAUCGAUGAAAUCAGAUCAAAGGUGCAAAGCCAUCUCGAUGAAGUUCAGAGCGAUGUUCUUCAAUCUGUGUUUCGCAAGAUGCAUAUCUCACAGUGGCAGAACGCUGGAAAAGCAAAACAGAAAGAUGGCGAGGUGUUGGAUUUUUCACAGGCUCCGUGGGUGCUUAGUCGUGUAUGUUUUCACUUUCGGUCCCUUCAUUUAAUGGACAUGCCCGACCGCCAUUCCUCCCCUCGUCAUACGAUCGACGCACUAAAAGCCAUAAUUCAUCGUUCGGAACAGCAUCCUCUCGACAUAGUGUUCAAACUCGAUCCUGAUGGUGAUGGAGAUAUGGCCGUUGAAGCUCUUUCCGUGAUUGCCAAGGAGUCAUAUUGGUGGAAAACCUUGCAGCUCUGUACAUUCUUGAGGUUGUUGGAGUGGUUGAAGGUGGUUCGUGGAAAGAUUCCUUCUCUGGAGUCUUUCACUUUGACCGCUUUAGAUAUGUCUGGAAUCGACAGAGCAAACGUGUCUGAAGUAUCUUCGCUGAAGCUCCUCGUCUUCAAAGGGUGA
This is a messenger RNA of Desarmillaria tabescens, 783 nucleotides long. RefSeq lists its product as uncharacterized. NCBI's taxonomy places the organism in Eukaryota, Fungi, Basidiomycota, Agaricomycetes, Agaricales, Physalacriaceae. The coding region runs from base 1 to 783 and encodes 260 amino acids. The transcript is spliced from 4 exons. The record is from RefSeq and is a predicted model, not a curated record.